AGAAGCAAAAGAUAAUACAAAGGAAGGGGGCCGGUCUCACUUCUCAGUCGGUGCGCCGUUCCAAUUUUCCGCAAUCAAAAACCCCAUCAUCGAAAUCCCAGCAAUAUCAAACAGAGACACACAUGAUGAUGACGAACUCGAUGAUGAGAGCUGUCGCUGAAUCAACCCGCCGUCGAUGAAAUGGGAGUCACAACCACCACCAACUGCUGCAGCCACUCUCCUCUCUUGUCUCGCUUCCGAUCCAAGUCUGCGUCUCCACCAACACCACCACCUCCCUCAUCUUCCUGCUCUUUUUCACCCUCACACCUGUGCUCUUCACGACCAUGAUCCUCACCCUCUCUCCCACUCUUGGAUCUCAGCUGCAGAUCCAUACCUACCCAACACAACACCAAUCUCAAUCUCAAUCCCAAUGGACCCCGCCUCUCGCCCCGCAGUAGUCAUCGACAAUGGCACCGGGUACACCAAGAUGGGCUUUGCCGGCAACGUCGAGCCGUGUUACAUUGUGCCCACAGUAGUUGCCGUCAACGAUUCGUUUCUGAACCAAUCCAGGAGCACAUCCAAGGCGAGCUGGGUAACGCAGCACAAUGCCGGGGUUAUGGCUGAUCUUGAUUUCUUCAUAGGGGAUGAGGCUCUGGAGAAAUCUAGAUCGAGCUCGACUUAUAAUCUGAGCUAUCCCAUUAGUCAUGGGCAGGUGGAGAAUUGGGAUUCAAUGGAGCGGUUCUGGCAGCAGUGCAUAUUUAAUUAUUUGCGUUGUGACCCUGAAGAUCAUUACUUUCUUUUGACUGAGAGCCCGCUUACUGCCCCGGAGAGUAGGGAGUACACCGGCGAGAUUAUGUUUGAGACUUUUAAUGUUCCUGGCCUUUACAUUGCUGUGAACUCGGUUCUUGCUCUUGCUGCUGGCUACACUACCUCUAAGUGUGAGAUGACAGGUGUGGUAGUGGAUGUUGGAGAUGGGGCUAGUCAUGUUGUUCCUGUUGCAGAAGGUUAUGUGAUUGGGAGCAGCAUCAAGUCUGUUCCGAUUGCUGGGAGAGAUGUCACUCUCUUUGUCCAGCAGCUUAUGCGGGAAAGAGGAGAGAAUGUGCCACCAGAAGACUCCUUUGACGUAGCUCGAAAAGUGAAGGAAAUGUAUUGCUAUACUAGUUCUGACAUUGUCAAGGAGUUCAAUAAGCAUGAUAAAGAGCCAUCCAAGUAUAUUAAGCAAUGGAAAGGAAUUAAACCAAAGACAGGAGCACCAUACACUUGUGAUAUUGGCUAUGAACGAUUUCUUGGACCAGAGGUCUUUUUUAAUCCUGAGAUUUACAGCAGCGAUUUCACCACUCCAUUACCAGUUGUAAUUGACAAGUGUAUUCAGUCCGCUCCAAUCGACACCAGAAGAUCUUUGUAUAAGAACAUCGUGUUGUCUGGAGGUUCAACGAUGUUCAAGGACUUCCAUAGAAGGCUGCAACGAGACAUAAAGAAGAUUGUGGAUGCCCGGCUUCAUGCAUCUGAAGCUCGAGUUGGUGGAGAAGUAAAAUCACAUCCGGUGGAAGUAAAUGUGGUAAGCCAUCCUAUACAGAGAUAUGCAGUUUGGUUCGGAGGCUCCGUACUUGCAUCCACACCUGAAUUCUUUGGGGCCUGCCAUACUAAAGCUGAGUAUGAGGAAUACGGUGCAAGUAUAUGUAGAACAAAUCCUGUUUUCAAGGGUAUGUACUGAUGCAGAUAUUUGUUUUGGCUGGAUCAUGUGCUGGCGAUUCCUGUUUAAAAUUGGAAUGCAUAGUAACCUCCUGGUAUUUGCUUGGUAUCAUCGAAACAAUUGUGCUGUCGAGAGCCUGGUGUACAAUAUACUUUACUCGAUCUCAACUUUGUAAGAGAUGCGGGGUUUCUUUUGUAAUGAUUGUUUUGUUAGGGGGCAAUAGGUCUCUUAGAAGCCAAAUAGGAAAUAGAGUACGGGGUUGAUGAAUACAUGUCCAAGUGGCCCAAAAGGAUCAGAGUGAGAAUCGCAAGUUGGGUAGACAUGAAAUGCAGUUUUGGUUUUCAGCUUAGAUAGUUGCUUUAGAUUAUCACCCUAUACCUAUUUCCAUUUUCAGUUACAAUAUACACAUUUCAGGUAGUCAGUUCAAUUCUUUUGGGUUGCAUUUGUUGUAGUACAACACUUUCUAAUUUGGGUACAACAUAGUUUUAUUACAUAUGCUGUAUAAAGACCUUAAUUGUUAAA
Molecule: messenger RNA, 2194 nt
Organism: Argentina anserina (silverweed cinquefoil)
Lineage: Eukaryota; Viridiplantae; Streptophyta; Magnoliopsida; Rosales; Rosaceae
Product: actin-related protein 3
Exons: 9
Coding region: 176-1693 (505 amino acids)
Biological process (GO): Arp2/3 complex-mediated actin nucleation
Cellular component (GO): actin cortical patch; Arp2/3 protein complex
Molecular function (GO): actin filament binding
Source: RefSeq, a predicted model, not a curated record